GUCCGGCUUAAUCAAUGUCAGUCUUCAAAUUUAAAAUUUAAAUUUAAAAUGUAAACUAAAAGUGUAAAUUCAAUAAAAUAGAAAAGUAUAAUAAAUAAAUAAAAACAAAUAUGGUUAUUGGUGCAAUAAUACUGACGGGAGCUUCGCUCACAGCCAGCGUGUUAAUUGUUCAAAUGGCCGUGCUGCCGCUAAUGUUUAGAUACAGCAAGACAGUGCAACGGAAGAUGGUUUUUUCUAACUGCAUAAAUUACCCGAAACACAUGGACUUCACGAACCCAGCUAGUUGCAAUGUAUUGGGCGGCAGGAGCUUCAACGUUCAGUUCGUUUCCAAAGUGGAUAACUGUCCAAUCAAAUUAGGUGGCUGGCACAUAGCACCCCGUUCAGUUUUCCGUGAUAUUCUCAGUGUCAACGACAGCCAGACCUUCUGUGACCGUCUCCAGGAAUCCUUGAAGGCAACAGAAAACCCUAUAGUGCUUUACUGUCAUGGUAACUCGAAUCACCGGGGCUCUCCGCAUCGCCUUCAGAUGUACAAAGUCUUCCAAGAUCUGAAUUUCCACGUCAUCACCUUUGAUUACAGAGGUUACGGCGACUCUACUUACGUGAGACCAACUGAGCGGGGAGUGGUCGAAGACGCCCUGAACGUGUAUACCUGGUUGAUGAAUGCAGUGGGGACUCGGAAGAAACCAAUGGUGAUAUUAUGGGGUCACUCGCUUGGAACAGCAAUCGCUUCUAAUUUGGUCGCGAAUCUCGAAGAGUUGUGCCGCAGCACUGGUACAUGUCUACCGCAACCAGACGCCCUGGUCUUGGAGGCACCCUUCAACAAUCUGGUUGAUGAAAUUGAGAAGCAUCCAUUUUCGAAGAUAGUAUCCUGGCUGCCAUACUAUAAAGAUUAUUUCGUGAAGCCGUUCAGUAGUUCCUCGGAAUACGCCUUCACCACCGAUCAGUACUUGAGCAAGGCGAAAGACAUACCGCUGUUGAUUUUACACUCAAAAGGAGACAAGAUUGUGCCGUACAAAUUGGCUGUAAAGCUUCACGACUGCAUAGCAGAGUCGAGGGUCAGCGGUGGAGCUCCUCUUCAGUUCCAGAUGUUCGACAGAGGACACAAUGACCUCUGCGAAGCCCCGGAAUUGCCUGACGUCAUAAGGAAUUUCCUCAAAUGUGUCAAAUAACAGGAGACCUCUGGAGCAACUGUGAUAAAAUAAUUAAAAAAUUGUGCCUUAAAUUUUUAUCAUUUUUACUGUAAAUAUCCUUAAAUAAAAUUAUUUCUUAUGCUGUUUCACGUUUGUAGAUAAAACAAUAUUGUAAUAAAGAAGGUAUUAAAUACAA
Molecule: messenger RNA, 1326 nt
Organism: Leptidea sinapis
Lineage: Eukaryota; Metazoa; Arthropoda; Insecta; Lepidoptera; Pieridae
Product: lysophosphatidylserine lipase ABHD12-like
Exons: 10
Coding region: 111-1169 (352 amino acids)
Biological process (GO): phosphatidylserine catabolic process; monoacylglycerol catabolic process
Cellular component (GO): endoplasmic reticulum membrane
Molecular function (GO): phosphatidylcholine lysophospholipase A1 activity; monoacylglycerol lipase activity
Source: RefSeq, a predicted model, not a curated record